UUGCCGCCAAUGUAUUUCUUGUAAAAAACGAAUAUGGAAGCUGGACAAAUAAAAUGCCCAAAACCAACCACUUUCAUGUGGUAUUAGACAGAAAGGAGGAACUUUUUUUCUCCUCCAUUUGAAAACGUGGACGCUAUCAGCACUACUGUCUGAUUACAAUCAAUGCAAGUCAUCAGAAUCAGCACCUCCAGUUGCUUUCGGUCAGAGAGCUCAUGCGACAACCUGGAUUCCCUUCUUCCGACUUUCCUCGACUCCCAAGAUUCUACCGCUCUGUUUCGGGAAGAGUGCCAUGCUGGUCCCAACUGCCAGGACCCAUUCUGCAAGCACGGCCGAUGCUCCUACGGACACAGCACUUCAGUGGGUGGCGCUGUACCGAGUGGUCCAAGCAGUGCUGCCUGUGGCAGUGUGCAAUGUGUGGGAGACAGUUACUACGUGUCAGCUGACGUCAGCCAGUUUGAGCCACAUGACGUCGUGGUGAUGGCCUAUGACCGCCAUGUUGUCAUUCAUGCUGAGAAGGUCAUGGAUGACGGCAGCAUCAGGGACACGUUUACCCAUAAGUCCUUGUUUCCAAAGGACAUGAACCCCCUUUCUGUGUGUGGGACCAUACACCAUGAUGGAAUCUUGGUUGUCAGCGUCCACCGCAGCAAAGGUGCAGAUGGCCAGGAGUCUGUGGACGUCCCUCUCUAGGAAAAGAAAGUCCCCUUUGACCUACAUUACAGUACCACUUUCAAGUUCUGCUGAGAGCUCAGCUUGUUUUGGAGAAGACAUUUUACAGUCUUCUAUUAUUUGUUUACAGGACUUCCGGUUGAAGACUUUUACAAAUGCUUUCAGCUAAUGAGAAACAUUUGGUCUUUCUUUCAACCCAAUCUUACAGUAUGAAAG
Molecule: messenger RNA, 882 nt
Organism: Nerophis lumbriciformis (worm pipefish)
Lineage: Eukaryota; Metazoa; Chordata; Actinopteri; Syngnathiformes; Syngnathidae
Product: heat shock protein beta-7-like
Source: RefSeq, a predicted model, not a curated record